ACAUAGUUAUAGCCCAUAUAUGGCGCUAACAGGAAGUCAACUGCUCUGGCCAUGUGGAAAUUUGCAUUGCUCUCUUUCCACAUUUGCAGAAAAAGCGUGACAUUUGUGACAUUUCUAGGGCUUUAUUAACGGAGACCUUCUUUACGGUUUAUUAUUUUAACGUUUAUUUAACGAUUUAAUCCCGGGUGGUCUAUAUAGGAAUAUAUAAUUAUUCAUAGGGUAAAUACAAUGCGUAAAUUGAUCUGUAGGCCUACCGAAAUGUAUCUGGCGUGAAGGAAUCUUGUUGGUUUUACGUCCGAAUGAAGUGACGGCGAGUAACGGGGCGGUGCUGCCGGUGAAGACCACGACACACACACACACAGACCCGGGUGAAUGACAGAUGCGCGUUUGAGGACAGCAAAUCAUCUGCGCGCACACUAUUUCCUACAGCAUGUGGAUAUAGCGCGAUCUAUGUCGCUGGAGUCGUUACCGUUCAAUUACCAGACAAAACGGGGAACGAUCACGCGACUCGCGUCUGCGCGUGCAACGAACAUCACGGCGCAUCCGCGGGGAAGCAAAGCCUUUAUUUGAUUUCGCUCACGGAGCCUGCAUCGUGACAUAAAGGCUGCUCCAGCUGUGCGCCGAGAACAUGGACAGCUACGAGGCUUUCUGCGCACGCGCGCGGUCGGAAAUGAUGCGCGAGAGGAGCUGCAGCGGCGCACCUGCGCGAGAGGUGGCGCACUCGCUCGUCUGCUUCCACGGCAGGCCGGCUUUGUCUCCUGUUCUCAAUGAGAAAGAAAGAAGGGAGAUGGUUGAAUACAAGAAAAGAGCUUCUCAAAUGGAGGCCGAGAGACAGAUUCAUUACAACAAAAACCUCCUCAAUCAGAUUCAGACCAUUCUUUGGACAAAUAAGGCACCAAAAAUAUUGGAUGUGCCAAAGCCUCCAGAGCAGUGCCUGUCUCCAUCCCCUAAAGCAGACUACAGGAAUGGCUUCACAGUACCUGAUGCCGCAAACAUUACACAUUCUGCGGCCACAGAGCCGUACGUCUUUUCUCACAAGCAACCGGUGACCCCCUCAGCUGAGGUGCUCGGGCUUAGGAGAAGAAAAUCGUCAGAAGAAAAACAACCGCAAGAGGAAAUUCAAAUGGAAGGAGUUUGUCUGCAGAACCUUCUGAAGAAAUCCCGUGAAUUUAUCGAGAGAGAGCAAAGUAAACAGGGCGCAAAGGUCAUCGGCAACACAGCAGCUGAUCAAAGCAGGAUCGUCCCCGAAAGCCCGUCGGAGAAAGAAAACGGCUGUGCUUUGAACGGGACGGCCUUUGGUUUACCCUUCUAUAUUCCUUCACCGAACCAGACCUCACCGAGUAACCUGAUAAGCCCAGAAGCUGCCAGUCUAAUCGGCAGGCCCCACCGCGGACGCCCUCGUCCCAUUUCCGCCGGGAACAUCUUCUUCUCAUUCCCCGAAAACCCCAGCCGACCCGACGUCACGGCAAACGCAAGGCCGCCGGAAAGGAUGCUGCUCGGGGUGGAAAACGCGAGCGCGGGCCGGUCCGACGAUCGCUCCAGGCUGAAUGAGGCCACGGGACGAUUGGACGCGUCUCCGGUGGAUCCCGAGCUCGCCAGCCCUCUGUUUCGGAGGAGAUGCCACACGCUGGACAGCCACCUGUCCUCGCGCCAUCAGAGUCCCGUCAUAGACAGGAGUCAGGAGAGGAUGCCCCGCUUCAUGGCCGGGGUGACUGCCAGAACGCCUACUCGGCUGUCUCCUCCUUCACCCAUGAACAAGACUUUCACGCGGGACAGUCCUGUAGCGGCAUUUAUGGGGUCGGGGGUCACCCCAGACUCUCCUUCUCACGCCAGACUCCCCUUUGAGACAGAGAGAAACAGUGUUGUGGGCUCAGCACUGAAAGAAAGGAGAACAGAUGAGAUGCAAUGGCAAGUCCACGCUCUGGAAGACAUGCAGCGAUCUCUGGAGGACGAUUAUGUUUUCCGGAUGUCGCGUCUGAUGGCCGAACAAGAGAGGGAGCAACUGCACCUCGGUCAGGAGUCGGAGGAGCGGGUCAGGAGACUGAGGGCUCAGGGCGGUCUGAGUCCUGUCGCGGGCGAGGACGGCUGUGAAUUAAGGGCCGCUGGUGAACGCUACCCCAUACUGAGCCCCAUGUGCCCUUUAAGCCCAGGAGACAGAUCGCCAAGAAACCCUGUGCCUGCCAUUGGUUUCCCUUCGAGCGCUUUAGACGCGCUGUCGCCCUCGAAACAGACUCCCGUUUAUAUGCGAGGCCCGAAUCACGCGAGAAACAGACUCAGCCAGGCGUUCACGGAGGAGCAGCAGAGGGCGCUGUGUCACCUCACGGCCACCGCGAAGGGCUUCCUGACCAGACGCCUGCUGAAAACGGACAGAGUCAAACACCUGCGGCAGACCGUGCACGACACGCGAGAGUUCAUCCGCUCCUUCAGCGCCGACGGCCCCCAGAGGAGCCGAGCUCUGUCGGAGCAGGACGUCUCCCUGCAGGAGCGCGUCAGGGCCCAGUUACGCGCGGCCCUGUUCGACGUCCACGACGUCUUCUUCUCGACGACUCUCGAGGAGCGCCUGUCUCUGCUGCAGCAGGACCGGGAGCUGCGCGCCGAGAGGAGGCUCAGAGAGAUGGAAAAAGCAAAAAGCCCCAAGGACAAGGUGAUUCUGUCGGCUGCUACCCAGAAGUCACUUGAUAGAAAGAAGAGAGUUGGUGAAUCUCCAAGUCAGACCAGAAAAGCUCAGAAGACCAAGAGUCCUCCUACAAAAAGGAUCCUGCAGCCCAGCCAGGGCCAGAACGCUCCCGUUUCAGGCCAGCAGCUCCUGCGCCGCGGGAGUUACAAGAAGACCCCAGAAGAAAGGGUUCAGCAUUCGGAGAGGCUGAAGAAACAGCAUUCGCUGGGUUGACUUCACGCACGCUUCUCAACCGAACAUGAACAAAUAAUACUGCGCUAGUCACACUUCUAAAAAUACUCCCCUGCUAGCCAUCUCAUUGAAUUAUGACCAUUUAAACGUAACUGAUAUCUAGUUCUUCCCAUUAUUCUACUACAUACUGCAUAUGAAUAUAGAAUUAGUAGAGGUUGCAUAAUCGUUAUACUAAAUUACCAUUUUAAAAAUUCUUACAUGUCCUCCAAAUAAGAGGCCUGCAUUAACACAGAGAAGUUAAUGCUGCUUUAUUGCUGUUGAUACUAAUCAAAAUGUCAGUAAUAUUGCCAGAAUGUCAAAUAGUAGAAUAAGAACACACGCCUAUGAAGAGUGCCGACGUUUCUUCAGAAAUGAUUGUAUUUGAUAGCACUUGAACUGAAUUUGUGCUUUUAAUCAUAAUACUUUCCUUCAGUACUUAUUACUGCAAUCAUAUCAGUUGUUCAUGAAUGUAGUCGCUCUUGCCUUGCAAACUUAAAGACGCACCUGAGCAUUAAGAAAUGUGAAAUAAACCAUAAUGUUUGAUAAA
Molecule: messenger RNA, 3434 nt
Organism: Puntigrus tetrazona (Sumatra barb)
Lineage: Eukaryota; Metazoa; Chordata; Actinopteri; Cypriniformes; Cyprinidae
Product: centriolar coiled-coil protein of 110 kDa
Exons: 14
Coding region: 629-2890 (753 amino acids)
Biological process (GO): regulation of cytokinesis; centrosome duplication; centriole replication
Cellular component (GO): centriole
Source: RefSeq, a predicted model, not a curated record